GAGAGUGUUCAAUGCCUUCGCGAAAUUGCGGCUCAAUUGACUACUGGUGAUCCUGCUCAGCGAAUCCAACUGUCUUCACUCCUUGGGCAUCCAGCUUUAACAAAUUCUCUCAUCCAAAUAAUCGAAUUUUGUAGCACUAUUCACCUAAAGAACGAUGAAGAGAAAAAUAUCUUCUUCAGAGAUAUUGUUCCUCACUUACGCUCCAUUCCGGCUGAUGUUGUUGCACGAAGACUUUCCCGACUUCUUUUAUCCCGCUAUGUCCUUCUUGAAGCACGAUCUCAAACGGAACUUUACCCUGCAUUGUUGAUUUCAACAGAAGAUGGAAAUGGAAUUCUUCCCCGUGAUCUUUUCCAGCGUCACAUGGUACCUGAAAUAUUGCGUUUGUUCAAAGUGAGGGAGUCGGCCGUACGAACUGUACUUCUUUCUCAUUUUCAUGGCUACGCUCGUCAUAUUGGUCGCGAACGUCUCGUUGGUUUUGUCGCCGAUGAGGUGAUUCAAGGAUGUCACGACAGCGACAACCAGCUGGUAGCUGCCUCCCUUCGGGCGCUGGCUGAAUUGGUUGAAAUUGCUGGAGCAGAGGCGGUUUGUCCGUGGCCUAUUUCGAAAAUAUUCGCAAAUGGAUCGCCACAGAGAUCUCGUGCUGCUGUGAAUGUCACUUCUGCUGAUUUCAUUUAUCAAAACAGCAUCGAAGCGAACGGCACUGAUAAGAUUCAGAAAAGGGUUACUGGUACUGCUAGUGGCGACACCAACAGAACUUGGAGUGACGAGGAAAUCGCAGAUUGGAACAAUGAUUCUGCGUGGUCUUCCGAAUGGCAGUCAGAAGACAAGCAGAUCUCUAGUUCCGAGCCAGAAGUUGAAAAACGGACCAAUGAUCAUGUGAAAUCGCAUGCUCCAAUUUUGAGAAUGGGCUCGACAACUGAUCACAAAAAGAACAUUGGCAGCGAGUUUGAGAUCAGUGUGUCGACGCAGCGAAGUUUGGAGGACGAUUUGUUGGCUGAUCUUGCGCCAAAGAUUACCACUACUUCUCUAAUUGAACAACUCAGCUCCCUUCAAAACACUAUUGAUGCGCUUUCUGCAGUCAAAAAAGUCCCACCAAAAUUCGCUAUGGUGGAGACGGCGGAGGAAACUGAAGGAUGGGAGGAAAGUGUGGAUGAGAGCAUCACGAAUACCGAGGAAGUUGGAAUGAAGGAGCUGAGGUGA
Ostertagia ostertagi is the source of this 1200-nucleotide messenger RNA. The record is from the annotation of a GenBank genome assembly. NCBI's taxonomy places the organism in Eukaryota, Metazoa, Nematoda, Chromadorea, Rhabditida, Trichostrongylidae.